UGUAUUAACUCUUGUCCCUGUCCAUCCUUUGACGCCAUUCUCAGAAUUCUAUACAUUUAAAUUUUGACAGGCCAAUGAGGGCAGCAACUUCAACCCCACAAGGCCUUUUCCAGCUUUUGCAUUCAUGUUCAUGAAACCCAUGGAGAUUCUCAACGCACACAAGUAAUUAAAGAGACUGCCCAGAAAAGUCAAGCUUCAAGAGGCCAGAAUUUUUUUUAACAACAGUAUCUCUCUCUCUUUCUGUGUGUUUCUAUAUAUCAACUUUUGUUCUGUUCUUUUCUUGCAAGUGUAUUAGUAUAGCUAUUAUGGAUCGUUACGAGGUAUUGAAGGAUAUUGGGUCAGGAAACUUUGGUGUUGCUAAGCUUGUUAAAGAUAAAUGGAGUGGUGAACUCUGUGCUGUUAAGUAUAUUGAGAGAGGCUCAAAGAUUGAUGAACAUGUGCAGAGAGAGAUCAUGAACCAUAGAUCAUUGAAACACCCCAACAUAAUAAGAUUCAAAGAGGUCUUUCUCACGCCCACCCAUUUAGCCAUAGUCAUGGAAUAUGCAGCUGGAGGAGAACUUUUUGAGAGAAUUUGCAAUGCUGGUAGAUUCAGUGAAGAUGAAACAAGAUUUUUCUUUCAACAACUCAUUUCAGGAGUUAGCUACUGCCAUUCUAUGCAAAUUUGCCAUAGAGAUCUUAAGAUGGAAAACACCCUACUAGAUGGAAGCACAUCGCCGCGGCUUAAGAUAUGCGACUUUGGCUAUUCCAAGGCAAUGAACUUGUCAAAUUUUCAAUGUGAAAUUACAUUUACAUGCAGAAAUCUAAAAUUCUUGAAUGUUUUACCUGUUGUUUUUCAGUCUUCUGUAUUGCAUUCUCAACCCAAGUCCACAGUAGGAACACCAGCCUAUAUUGCACCAGAGGUCUUGUCAAGAAAAGAAUAUGAUGGGAAGAUAGCAGAUGUUUGGUCAUGUGGGGUUACCUUGUACGUGAUGCUGGUUGGUGCUUAUCCAUUUGAAGAUCCCGAAGAUCCAAGGAACUUCAAAAAAACCAUUCAGAGAAUACUUAGUGUUCACUACUCCAUUCCAGACUAUGUUAGAGUUUCCACAAACUGUUCACAUCUUCUAUCUAGGAUUUUUGUAGCUGACCCUGAAAAGAGAAUAACAAUACCAGAAAUUAAAAAGCAUCCUUGGAUCCUAAAGAGCUUGCCUAUGGAAUUCAUGGAAAAGGAGGAAGGUGGCUUGCAAGAAGAAGAUGAAAAAUGUGAAGAAUCCCAAAGCAUUGAAGAGACAUUAGCUAUAAUUCAUGAGGCUAGGAAAUCUGAAAAGGGUCCCAAAAUGGGUGGAAUUUUAAUUGAUGGAAGCAUGGAUCUUGAUGAUAUAGAUGAUGCUGACAUAGAUGAUAUAGAGACAAGUGGUGAUUUUGUUUGUGCUCUGUAAAUGUAAUUGAAAUUAAAUGGCAGUUCAAAAGUAUAAGGCCAUUCUUUUCAUGUAUAGAAGGAGGUGAUGUUAGAGAUUUUUCCUCAGGCAUAUGAGCUUGUGUUCUUCUUUUUGUUUGGA
Messenger RNA from Manihot esculenta (cassava), 1535 nucleotides. RefSeq names its product serine/threonine-protein kinase SAPK1. The record is from RefSeq and is a predicted model, not a curated record. The transcript is spliced from 8 exons. Bases 306 to 1415 code for a protein of 369 amino acids. Gene Ontology annotation, molecular function: protein serine/threonine kinase activity; ATP binding. NCBI's taxonomy places the organism in Eukaryota, Viridiplantae, Streptophyta, Magnoliopsida, Malpighiales, Euphorbiaceae. Gene Ontology annotation, biological process: intracellular signal transduction; protein phosphorylation.